Molecule: messenger RNA, 6507 nt
Organism: Mytilus californianus (California mussel)
Lineage: Eukaryota; Metazoa; Mollusca; Bivalvia; Mytilida; Mytilidae
Exons: 12
Coding region: 438-3212 (924 amino acids)
Biological process (GO): regulation of transcription by RNA polymerase II
Cellular component (GO): nucleus
Molecular function (GO): DNA-binding transcription factor activity, RNA polymerase II-specific; sequence-specific DNA binding
Source: RefSeq, a predicted model, not a curated record
AUUCUUUAUUUGUUUGGUCCAUUUUUCUCUAUUAUUAUAUAUUUUUUGCCCAUUAUUCUCUAUUCUGUAAACCCCCAUCCUCACCCCCGUACAUGUAUUGACUUCAUGAUUUCUACACUCUGUCAUUGUAUAUAUAUUCGGAAUAUAAAAAUUUAAAUUCCCAUAUGUGAUCAUAUAGAUCUAUGUGUUGAUUUUCAUUCAUAAAGAGGAUUUCCCAUUUUAAAUGUAUUUGGUAAGCAUAAUCGUUAAAGGAUUAUUGACCUAGGAAACACGCUCAUACAUGACGUAGAAUUUAGUUUACAGAAAAUUUGUGUAUUUUAAAUCAGGUUAAAUCGAAAGUAGAAUGAGACAUGUGUUUUAUUACACACCUUUAGAUUAAUGGAAGUAUUUGACUGGAUAUCCUUAUAAUCAGACAUAUACUUAAAAUUGUUGCAAUCAUGUCUAAAUGUCAAGAAUGUGAAACCGAGUUUAAAACUGAACGGAAAUUGGCCAUCCACAAUUGCAGUGCUGUUGAACCAGAAAUUGAAAAAUGCAAAUGCAAUGAAUGCGGAAAAACAUUUCAAACUGGGAAAGGUUUAAAAAUUCACAUUACAAAAGUUCAUGGAAAACCAUCAUGUAAAAGAGCAUCCAAUUCUAAAACCACAGAAUCAACAAUCGAACAAGAAAUAAAAUAUGACAAACAAUUGCCUUGUCAAACAUUGGACAAGAAUCAAGACCAUGAUGACUGCAACUCGAUAAUAUCAAAAGAAAUAGUUCCCGAUAUGCAGGACGAGGCGACAUCUUCAUUAAAAUCAUCAGACAAUCAAGCAGACACAGAAAAAGCUGUAUUCAACUGCGAUCAGUGCAAAGGGUCAUUUAAAUCAAACAGAGGAUUGAAACAGCAUGUUUCAAAAUCGCAUAAAGUUUCCACGGAAAAUGCACAUGAUAGUCCAGUCUUACCAACAGAUGCAGAUAAAAGUGAUACAUGUAACGCAGGACUUGGAAAGAAGGAAAAAUCAUUAACCGAUGAAGAUGAAUUCCAGAAUGUAGAUAUUGUGGAAGCAAGCGCAAAUGAGGGUGAAGAGUCGGUUUUAGAUAAUAGUGUUCAAAACGCUGUGUUCAACUGUAAUCAGUGUGAAAAGUCAUUUAAAACAAACAGAGGACUGAAACAGCAUGUUUCAAAAUCACAUAAAGUUCCCACGAAAAAUGCACACGAUAGUCCAGUCUUACCAUUACAUGCAGAUAAAAGUGGUAACGCAGGACUUGGAAAGAAGGAAAAAUCAUUAACCAAUGAAGAUGAAUUCCAGAAUGUAGAUAUUGUGGAAGCAAGCGCGAAUGAGGUUGAAGAGUCGGUUUUAGAUAAUAGUUAUAAAGAGGAUGGAGUCAGAUGCAAUCACUGUUGGAGGUCUUUUAAUACAGAAAGAGGUUUGAAACAGCAUAUUUCAAAAUCUCAUAAGGCCUCUAUGAAAAAUGCACACAAUCAAGUGGUAGAUCCAGUAGAAAAUUGUACCGACCAUGUAGAUCAUGGGAAAAUAGAAAAAUCAUCCAUUGAGGAAGCCGAAUACUUGAAUGUUGAUACUGUGAAAAAAAAAGCAGAUGAUGAUAAAGUAACAUCCUUAAUGCUUUCCGUAGCAAGAAAUAGCACAGAUACUUCUCUUGAUCUACAAGUUAAUGAAAACGAUAUCUUCAAGUGUAAUCAGUGUGAAAGAUCAUUUAAAACCAAAAUAGGUUUGGCACAGCAUGUUUCAAAGUCACACAAGGUGUCUACGGAAAAUAUCUGCAAAGAUUCAGAGGAGGCACAUGCAAAUGAAAGUGGUAAUAUAGAACAUCGAAAGAUAGAGGUUACAUCUACAGAGGAAGAAGAACAUCGUAAUGUUGAUACUGUGAAGGGAUUGCCAAAUAAUAAUGAAAAGUCGGUUUUAUAUGAUAAUCAGUCGGAGCUCUCAUCUACAAACAUUUGUGAGUCGGCUACAAUUCUUGCCUUUGAAGAAAAUAUUAAGAACACAGACACUUCUGCUGAGUUACAAGUAGAAUCAAAAUCUCCCUAUUCCACUGAAGAAGAAGAAAGCGACGACGAUUAUGAAGAUGCUGUGCUGCCUGAAGAAGUUCUAGAAUCUAAUGAAGAAACAAAUUCUGAAUCACUAAAAGAGAUUGUUCAGCGUGAUACAAGAACAGUUACGCCGAGGACUAGGCGACUUGUAGAUAAGCUGAUAAAAGAAAAUAGCCUGACAAAAUCAAUAACUUCCGUAGCAGUAACAGAAACAAAGAAACUUGUGGACACUUUUUUUGAACAGCUCAGAGAAUUAUCACCAACAUUAAAGUGGCAGAGAUUUAAUUCAGGAUCGUAUUACGAUAAAACAAAGAACGACCAAGCUGAUGAAUUUGAUAUUAUGAUAUAUCCAGCUAAAAUACAAGUUGAAGUUAAUUUUGACUCUCCAAUUACUGGAUUUUACAAAGUUAAAUUUGAAUCGCCUAGAGUUGAUGAAAAUUUUAAAAACCUAGAAACAAAUGGCUACAUCCAUCCUGCCAAGUUCAAAGAAUAUGUGUUUGGUUUAUUCGACAAAGUAUUCCAAUCAACAGAUCAUCAUAUUUUUAGAAGAGUAACAAAGAAAGAGAGAUCGGACAACAGCAGUCCAGCAUACACUAUCAUUUAUAAAGGCAUCCCUGGAAACCCUAUAGAUAUAGAUCUAGUUCCGUGUUUCCGGGUUAAUACUUGGCCAUGCAUUGCAAGAAAAAUCGACCCGACCUGGAUACAUUCUAAACUUGGAAGUGUAGUUAACGAUGCUAUCCAAUGCCAUGACGUCGUUUCAAAGACCUGUCCAGACGAUGUUGAAGACAGAGAUCUUUUCUGGCGAUUGUCAUUUUCAUACACAGAGAAGAAACUGAUCAACUCUGCUAACAGUGUCGACAAAUUCAGCACAAAGAAAACAGUAUUCAGACUAAUUAAAUCGCUCAUUCAAGAAUUGAAAGAUAAUAAUCCAGAAAUAAUGAAAAAAUUCUGUUCAUAUCAUAUCAAGCAGUUUAUGUUUAAACAAUAUGAUGACUGGGGGGAAAUAUAUGACGUCGCAAAAAUUCUUAGAAAUGUACUACAGAAAUUGUUGGAUCAACUGUCAGUUUCUCCCCCUUUUAUAGAUAAUUAUUUUAUAGAAAAUGAUAAUGUUAUCAGAUAUGUUCCUCAGCCCGAAAUUGCUUUGGUUGUAAAAUUUCUACGAGAAAAAAUGAAAGAAUUAUGAAAUUGAUAUUUCUAUAUGCCUUGACAAGGUAAACAAAGUACAAAUGCACAUCAUAUAAAAAAAUUAAGUAGAAAAAUUCAAUAAAACCAUCUUGAAUAUACACAAAGGUAAAACAUAAGACUCAGAUCUACGUCUGGUUCCUAUCGAACUACUUUACUCUUUCGUAAUACUAUCUGACGUUACAGUAUCAAAUCGAGGUCCAUAUGUUUAUCUUCUGAUCUAUAUAGACAUCCUGUACUGUAUGAUGUUAUCAGCCAGCACGUUGUAAAUCCGGAUCAUUGUGUUGGUCUAAAACAAAUUACGGUAUAUUCAUAUUUCUUUAGCAUGUUAUUGUCCCGAAUAUUUGUCUCUAGACGUUAAACAAACAUCAAUUAAUCAACAAAUUCAAGUCAAACUUUUGUCAAUAUAUGAAAUUUGAUUUAUAGAUUAAAAAUCAAGAUCCUCCGAGAGUUUAUAAAAUGCCACACGGCAGCUAAAUCAACAGCUAAAUAUAUAUUAUCACAGCAAAGGAUAAGGUCCAAUAUUUAGUAGUCGCGAAGUCACAACUCACCAAUAUAAACUUGAUGUUAGUAUCUUUUAAUAAAGUUUAAUACAAUUUGCAAUCAUUACAUUAUUGCAAUAAGUCCUCGAAAAGUAGUCGAAAGAAUUGGAAAUAGGUCUCCGUUUAGAGGGUAUCGGAAUUUUGAUUAUUUCUUUAUUUGGCGUCAGGUUUGACUCCGAUUUUGGGGUACUACAUCUAUUUGAAACUAAAUGUCGAUGUGAGUUCCAGCAAACAUUAGUAACAACAACAAAUGUGUUUUUAUACAUGUUAUCAAUAUACUUUACUGCAUGUUUUAUCUUAUUUUUAGGUCACCUGGCCCAUAGGGCCAAGUGAGCUUUUCUCAUCACUUAACGUCCGUCGUCCGUCGUCGUCCGUUAACUGUUACAAAAAUCUUCUGCUCUGAAACUACUUGACCAAAUUUAACCAAACUUGGCCACAAUCAUCAUUGGGGUAUCUAGUUUAAAAAUGUGUCCAAUGACCCUGCCUACCAACCAAGUUGGCUGACAUGGCUAAAAAUAGAACAUACGGGUAAAAUGCAAGUUUUGUCUAUUAUUUUGAAAACCUUUAUAAAUAGAGAAAAUCUGACAGGGGCAAAAAUUUUCAGAAUGUUGAGCUCUACCAAUUGUUCAUUUAAGUCAAAACUGUCAGGGGACUUCUUAUAGGAGUUGUUGCCCUUAAAUGACAAAUUUUACCCUUUUUUUUCAUUUUUGCCUUUUAUCUUGAAAACUAUAAUAGAUACCGAGAAACUUUUAACAGCAAUAAUGAUCGGCAAGACAAGAUCUACAAAUAAGUCCCAUGAUUGAAAUCGUCCGUCGACUCUUUAUAGAGUUAUUGCCCUUUGAUGACGAGUUUUACCUUCUUUUUUUUGCGUUUUGCUUUUAAUAAUUAUAAUAGAUAAAUAGAAACUUUGAAUAACAAAAAUGAUCAGCAAGGCAAGAUCUACAAACAAGUCAAAUUUAGCCCAUAUAGUUAGUAGACUGUCACUCUUUAAAGGAGUGAUUUUUCUUAAAUGAGGAUUUUUUUUUUUACCCUUUUGUGUUUUGAGCAAAAACUAAAGAAGAUAAAUAAAACUAAACAGACAAAACGAUCAGCAAUAAAAGAUAAACAAAAAAGAGAUUUUUGUCAUGAAUUCUAUACUCAUCAACAAUGUUAGUGUAAACAAUAUUUCAUUAUGAAUUAUACGAAUUACAAGAUAAUAUAUAUUCAUAUUCACAAAUAGGAUUCAGAAACAAGCAGCAAGUGCUUAACAAUGUUAGAGAGUGUCCUUUGUUGAAUAUGCACAUAGACCUAUGUGAGCGACACAAGAGCUCUUUAGAGCCUCUAGGUAUGGGUUCUUGUUGCUAACACUAUCACCUUAGUGCAUUUUCAACUUAUUAUGCCCCCGCCGUAGCGGAGGGGGCAUUAAGUUUUACCCUUGUCCGUCUGUACGUACGUACGUACAUCCGUACGUCCCAAAAUUGGUUUCCGAUCUCUAACUUGAGUUUGCCUUAACCAAAUGUUAUGAAACUUAUACACAAUGCUUAUUACAACAAAAUACAGAUCAAGUUUGAUUUUUGGUGGCGUCACUUUAACCGUUCUAGAGUUAUGCCCCUUUAUUAAUGGAAAAAUUCCAAAAUUUUAAUUUUCCGUUCUCUAACUUAAGUUUGCCUCAACCAAAUGUUAUGAAACUUAUACACAAUGCUUAUUACGACAAAACACAGAUCAAGUUUGAAUUUUGGUGGGGUUACUUUAAACAUUUUCGAGUUAUGUCCCUUUAUAAACCAAAAAAAUGCUAAAUUUUUAGUUUCAGUUCUGUAACUUUAGUUUGCCCCAACCAAACAUUAUGAAACCUAUACACAAUACUUAUUACCACAAAACUCAGAUCUAGUACAAAUUUGGGUAGCGUCACUUUUAUUGUUUUCGAGUUAUGUCCCUUUAUAAUGUUGUAUGCAAGCGGGGGCAUCAUCUGUGUCCAUGGGGACACAUUUUCCAUUUAUUUUAUAUGCAGUUGGUUAAACUUGUAUCUAUUUGCAACAUUUGGAAACUACAAUUUUAGAACAUUUUUGAUCUCACCUAAUCACGAUUUCAAUCUUUUUAAAUCCAAUGUUAUUGUAUUGGCAAAUACAGAAGUCAAAUAUUUGACUUUAAGUUAUUAAUUUGUAUUUACAAAUUCAAUUUCAAGAUCAUGAUUUAAAAGACAACAUAGUCGAAAGAAAAAAAAGAAACAUUAGACUACAACAAACAUUAUUAUGCGUACAUUGUGUUUAUUUACUAGAUUUCUUGUUGUCCUUGUGUGGCCAAGUCAGAAUGAUAUAGAAAAUUUGUUUUAAAUUUAUGCAUUUUUGCGACAUGAUAAUCUGAGCAGCAGAUAAAGAUAAUAUAAAGUCGAAAUUAUUCAAAUAUAAAAUUAAGAAGGACGAAAACAUACAGAAAACUAACCAGAAUAAGACCGAGUCUCGGCGAGGUGUAUAUUGAAUUCAACCAACAACACUUACAUACCGGUUGUGAACUACUUUGAAUGAAGGUGGGUGGCCCAUGGUACAUACAUGCAUGAUUCCUUUGUAUAAAAUAUCUAUAAUAUUGAAAUUUGCAUUAGAUAUAUUGUAGCAUUUUGAUUGUCUAUAAUUGUUUUUGUUUUUGGUGUUUUCAGUUAGAAUUUUAAAUUGUGAUAAUAUGUUAAAGAUAUAACCGCGGAAUAGUUUUUGUAACAAUAUGCAUUAUUUUGAUUUAAUGAUAAAAAGUGGCAAUUAAACUAAAUAAAAACAUACACAUUUU